AUGCAGUACCCGCACCCCGGGCCGGCGACGGCGGCGGGCGCCGUGGGGGUGCCGCUGUACGCGCCCACGCCGCUGCUGCAGCCAGCGCACCCGACGCCGUUCUACAUCGAGGACAUCCUGGGUCGCGGGCCCGCCGCGCCCACCCCCACGCCCACGCUGCCGUCCCCCAACUCCUCCUUCACCAGCCUCGUGUCCUCCUACCGGGCCCCGGUGUACGAGCCCACGCCGAUCCACCCCGCCUUCUCGCACCACUCCGCCGCCGCGCUGGCCGCCGCCUACGGACCUGGCGGCUUCGGGGGCCCUCUGUACCCCUUCCCGCGGUCGGUGAACGACUACACGCACGCCCUGCUCCGCCACGACCCCCUGGGCAAACCCCUGCUCUGGAGCCCUUUCUUGCAGAGACCUCUGCAUAAAAGGAAAGGAGGCCAGGUGAGGUUCUCCAAUGACCAGACCAUCGAGCUGGAGAAGAAGUUUGAGACCCAGAAAUACCUCUCCCCGCCCGAGAGGAAGCGGCUGGCCAAGAUGCUGCAGCUUAGCGAGAGGCAGGUCAAAACCUGGUUUCAGAAUCGACGGGCUAAAUGGAGAAGACUAAAACAGGAGAACCCUCAAAACAAUAAAAAAGAAGAACUGGAAAGUUUGGACAGUUCUUGCGACCAGAGGCAAGACUUGCCUAGUGAACAGAAUAAAGGUGCUUUGGAUAGCUCUCAGUGUUCACCCUCCCCUGUCUCCCAGGAAGACCUUGAAUCAGAGAUUUCAGAGGAUUCUGAUCAGGAAGUGGACAUCGAGGGCGAUAAAGGCUAUUUUAAUGCUGGAUGA
Messenger RNA from Budorcas taxicolor (takin), 816 nucleotides. RefSeq names its product hematopoietically expressed homeobox (gene HHEX). Bases 1 to 816 code for a protein of 271 amino acids. The record is from RefSeq and is a predicted model, not a curated record. The transcript has 4 exons. Gene Ontology annotation, biological process: cell differentiation; regulation of transcription by RNA polymerase II. NCBI's taxonomy places the organism in Eukaryota, Metazoa, Chordata, Mammalia, Artiodactyla, Bovidae. Gene Ontology annotation, molecular function: DNA-binding transcription factor activity, RNA polymerase II-specific; RNA polymerase II cis-regulatory region sequence-specific DNA binding.